This is a messenger RNA of Glossina fuscipes, 2087 nucleotides long. RefSeq names its product transcription factor btd. Gene Ontology annotation, biological process: regulation of transcription by RNA polymerase II. The transcript has 3 exons. Gene Ontology annotation, molecular function: RNA polymerase II cis-regulatory region sequence-specific DNA binding; DNA-binding transcription factor activity, RNA polymerase II-specific. The record is from RefSeq and is a predicted model, not a curated record. NCBI's taxonomy places the organism in Eukaryota, Metazoa, Arthropoda, Insecta, Diptera, Glossinidae. The coding region runs from base 45 to 1976 and encodes 643 amino acids.
UAUGUAUAUACGUAUAUACAUACAUGUUUAUAUAUACGUAAACAAUGAUUGAUGCUGCUUGCAAUUAUUUAAAUCCUUAUGCAACGGCUUCGUUAGCUGCAACCACAACACAAACAUCUGGCCCUCCGAUUGUCACUACGUUGGCCAAUGGCAACGAAUUCAUAUCAUCUGUCUCUAACACAUCGCCAUACAAUAAUAAGACACUAGUGGUGUCAUCGCCAUCGUCAGCAGUCAGUUACAAUCCAAUGAAAGUGGAAAUGCAAUAUCCGCCACAGCCAUCCUCUACGGGUUCGGUUUCGCCCAAUUCAAGCAUACAAUCAGCUCCAUCGUCGGCUUCCGUGUCGCCUAGCAUUUUUCCUUCGCCCGCCCAGUCUUUUGCAUCGAUUUCCUCGAGCCCACCUUCUUCGGCUACUUCGGCAUCUCCCCUAUCCGGCUCACAUACCGAAUUGGGUGCGGCUGCUGCUGCUAGUGCUGCUUAUUCAUGGAAUACGGCUGCUUAUACAGCUGCAUUGCCUACUAGAACACAAUUUCCAUAUGCACAAUAUGCGUCGGAUUAUUACGGUAAUGUGGGUAUGCCAGCUUCCGCUGGGGCUUGGUUUUCGCAUCAGGAUCGUCUUUAUCAGCCGUGGUCGGGUCAAACAUAUACCAGUUUCAAUUUUGAUGAUAUUGCCUUUCAAACGCAGUUGCAACGUCGUUCGGUGCGUUGCACCUGCCCAAAUUGUACGAAUGAAAUGUCCGGUUUACCACCGAUUGUAGGACCGGACGAACGUGGUCGCAAACAACAUAUUUGUCAUAUACCCGGUUGCGAACGUCUUUAUGGGAAAGCUUCACAUUUAAAAACCCAUUUACGUUGGCACACUGGCGAAAGGCCAUUUUUAUGCUUAACAUGUCAUAAACGUUUUUCUCGAUCUGAUGAGCUACAGCGACACGGACGGACACAUACAAAUUAUCGUCCUUAUGCAUGUCCUAUUUGUUCGAAGAAAUUUUCACGCAGUGAUCACCUUAGUAAGCACAAAAAGACACAUUUUAAGGAUAAGAAAAGCAAAAAAGCUUUAAACGCCGAAGCCAAGGAACAAGCAAAUCCGACUGCAACCGUCGGUAUCAUUAAGCAAGAAAAAUCGACAUCAGAUGGCCAAGAGAAAACAUCUCAAGUCAAGUCUACCAUCUUGUCAACGACAGUAUCAUCGAUUUCAACGGCCCCUACAAUUCCAGAAACCGCCAAGACAGCAAUUGCAUCUGCAGUUACUGUCCGCUCAAAUGCUGUACCACGAACUAAUCAACAAAAUGUACCUCAUUUGCAAUUAAAGACCGAACAACCUGACAUUCCCUCUGGUUAUACACCUUAUCCGAAUUUGUAUCAUCAGAGCUCCUCACUUUUCCAGCCCCAUUUAAGCGGAAGUGGCUCAUAUGGCGCCUCCACGCAACCACCAGCUGCACCACCCACAUUCGAUUUAUGGAAUACUCAUCAUAAUCGCAGUGCCAUUGAACAUCAGCAUCACCACGAUCACCAGCAACAUCAGCAUCAUUCAUCUUCGCCUAAUGCCGGAACACUUAAUACCCCAAUAAUGGCAAAUGCUGUCACAAAUCAUCAACAACAUACUUUACAAAUACUCCAGACCUCUCAUCAACAGCAACACCAACAGCAACAACAUACUCAACAUUAUGCAAAUUUAACAAUGCAAAGUGAAUCUCAACUAGCCGCUGAAUACGGUCUAACGAUGUCAGCACCAGGUGGUGGUUCGUCACCUGUCAGUCAUUCUCAUCAUCCGCACGCCCAUGCACAUUCUCACGUUCACAUGCAGCAUUCGGCGGCUAAUUAUUCCAGCAUAAUUGGCCAGAUGAAAAGUGAAUAUCCAAGUUAUCCUGAAUUUUCUACAACUUCUUCGUAUCCCGCACCGACCUCAGCAUUCCACCAUCAUCCACCCAAUCCAUGGGCUACGGCUGCUGCUUAUCAACAUCCCCACGCUACCGCUUAAAACAUACGAGACCGUGUUUAACUGCUAAUUGUAGCAGCAUUGCUUUUAGGUAAAAAUUAUAGUUAAACUGUAUCAUGGGUUUCUGAUGGAUUGAAAAUAAUGCCAGAGAUU